Hyla sarda is the source of this 3010-nucleotide messenger RNA. RefSeq names its product oocyte zinc finger protein XlCOF7.1-like. Gene Ontology annotation, molecular function: RNA polymerase II cis-regulatory region sequence-specific DNA binding; DNA-binding transcription factor activity. The record is from RefSeq and is a predicted model, not a curated record. The transcript has 5 exons. NCBI's taxonomy places the organism in Eukaryota, Metazoa, Chordata, Amphibia, Anura, Hylidae. Bases 498 to 1652 code for a protein of 384 amino acids. Gene Ontology annotation, biological process: regulation of transcription by RNA polymerase II.
GUAACUAACUGCAACUCCCGAAUUUAAUUAAAAAAAAAAAAGCGAUCAAAAAGUCACAUCAAAACAAAAAUGGUACUGUUAAAAACGACAGAUUGGGGUGCAAACAAUGAGCUGCAUACAUGACCAUAUAAGGAGAAAUAAAGUUAUAGGGGUCAGAAUAGGACAAAAUUUCCCCCGCAUAUGUGUAGCCUGUGAUGUCACGCAUAUAUAAUUAAUUUGCAUAGCCAGAAUUUUUUGGGAAAGAAAGGUGGCAACACUAGCAACAUCACCACUGCCUGGGAACCCCAGAUAGCUCAGAAGACAACCAGAUAUCUAUGUAGGAGGACGGGGAUGACUACAACACAGAAAAACUGAAGAAGAAGAAAAAAAGGCUGGACAUGAUCAGAGACCAUUACUUAGGCUGCAGGGUUUCAUUUUUUGGUUCAGUAAUGACAGGUUUCUCCAGCCCAGGAUCCUCUGCUGAUAUCUUCUAUAUAAGAGAAGUUUCCUGAUCAACCAUGGAGAGAGACAGGAACAAGAUGGCCGACAGGAUCAUAAACCUCACCCUACAGAUACUCUUCCGUCUUACUGGAGAGGUUUACACAGUAGUGAAGAAGUCCUCUAGUGGGCGCUGUCGGGCCCCUGUGUGUGAAGGACGGGGAAGAACCCUGAGCCCAAUCCCGGGGCCCCCACCUCACUCCCUGAUACAUGAGGAAAUGGAUGAACAGAAGAUCCUAGAACUGAUCAACAAGAUGAUGGAGCUGCUGACUGGAGAGGUUCCUAUAAGGUGUCAGGACGUGGCGGUCUAUUUCUCCAUGGAGGAGUGGGAGUAUGUAGAAGGACACAAGGAUCAGUACAAGGAUCAGGUGAUGAUGGAGGAUCAGCAGCCCCUCACAUCAGCAGAUGCCUGUACCAGCAGCUCACAACAUCUGAUGUCUGAAGAUUUAAAAACUGAUGAUGAUGAUAUCACACAAGAUACAUAUGAAGAGGAAGUCAUUAUCCCAGAUACACCCUCAGCCCUUCACAGCCAAGAGUUUUCAUCUGAUCCUUUCAAACAGGUUCUGUCUUCUGAUUCAUCACUGACUAAUCACAGGCAAAAUAUGAACCAGAGAUGGGGUGAUGCACAUCAAAGAGCCCUGAAAGAGGAGGAGUUAUCUGCAUGUUCAGAAUAUAAUGAAUGUUUUACUGUAAAAUCACAUCUUGUUCAACAUCAAAGAACUAACACAGGAGAGAAAACAUAUUCAUGUUCAGAAUGUGGGAAAUAUUUUACUCGGAAAUCAAAUCUUUUUAGACAUCAAAAAACCCACACAGGAGAGAAGCCACAUGCCUGCCCAGAAUGUGGGAGAUGUUUUAUUCAGCAUGGAGAUCUUGUUAAACAUAAGAGACUUCAUACUGGGGAGAAGCCGUUUGCUUGUACAGAAUGUGGGAAAUGUUUUUCUCAGCAAACAAGCCUUGUUUCUCAUCAGAGAACUCACACAGGGGAGAAGCCAUUUUCAUGUUCAGAAUGUGGCAGAUGUUUUACUGUGAAAUCAAGCUUUGUUGAACAUCAAAAAACUCACACAGGGGAGAAGCCAUAUUCGUGUUUAGAAUGUGGGAGAUGUUUCGCUAGAAAAUCAUGUCUUGUUAAGCAUCGAAUGACUCACAAAGGACAGAAGAAAUUUUUAUGUUUAUAAUGUGACAAAUGUUUUACUCUAUUUAGACAAAUUUUAAAAUAUCCAACAGACUUUUCACCCAGCUAUUGAGGCUAGACUAAGCAUUCAUCAGCACUUUUUUAGGGUGAUCGGUUCUAGAUUCUCACUCACCCUUCUCCUGCUAUAUACUUCACAAUCCCCUACUUCUCUCCUGGGCCUCAGGACAAGAUUUUGAGGGAGAUUUUUCAAUAAAAAAUGGUUAACGAGGGCUUGUGGAGGGAACCCUAUGCUUUUUUUUUUUUAAUAUAUAUUUAAUUAUUUAUACAAAAACGUGUGUGGUUCCCCCUAUUUUUGUUCUCAGCCAGAUACCAACCAAGCAGCAACAGCCUGACGUUACCACGGUUGGCGAGGACCAUUGUUACUGGCCCAGCCAGCCUAAAUAACGCCAGCCUGUUACCAUCUAGGCCCAGGAGCGCCAUUUUUGACGCUCCGGGCCUGUUGGUACCAUCUCUUCCUGGCACCCCUGUGGCGGUGGGUACCAAGGUAAUAAUUGGGGGUUAGCACUAGCUGUUUUUGGGGCUAAUGCUAAGCCCUCCUUAGUAAUGGACUCCGUCUAUAAGACAGUUUCCACUACUAAGCCUGUAAAGUAAAUUAAAAAAAACACACAUUUAUAAAACUUUUAUUUAAAAAAACACUCCCCAACAAGCUGCCCUCAUUAACUAUUUUAUUAAUAUUAACUCCUUAAGGACUAAGCGUUUUUCAGUUUUUGCACUUUCAUUUUUUCCUCCUUAACUUUUAAAAAUCAUAACCCUUUCAAUUUUGCACCUAAAAAUCCAUAUGAUGGCUUGUUUUUUGCACCACAAAUUCUACUUUGUAAUGACUUCAGUCAUUUCACCAAAAAAUCUACGGCGAAACAGAAAAAAUAAAUCAUUGUGCAACAAAAUUUAAGAAAAAACACAAUUUUGUAAUAUUUGGGAGCUUCCAUUUCUACGCAGCACAUUUUUCGGUAAAAAUGACACCUUCUCUUUAUUCUGUAGGUCCAUACGGUUAAAAUGAUACCCUACUUAUGUAGGUUUGAUUUUGUUGUACUUCUGAAAAAAAUUAUAACUACAUGCAGGAAAAUGUAUACGUUUAAAAUUGUCAUCUUCCGCUUACGGAGCAGUAUGAGGGCUCAUUUUUUGCGCCAUGAUCUGAAGUUUUUAUCGGUACCAUUUUUGUUAUGAACGCUUUUUAUAAAAAAUUUUAUGGUAUAAAUAGUGACCAAAAAUACGCUAUUUUGGACUUUGGAAUUUUUUUGCACGUACACCAUUGACCGUGGGGUUAAAUUAACGAUAUAUUUUUAUAGUUCGGACAUUUUCGCAUGCGGCGAUACCACAUAUGUUUAUUUUUAUUUACACAGU